Messenger RNA from Neogale vison (American mink), 993 nucleotides. Its product is annotated as C-type lectin domain family 12 member B-like. Gene Ontology annotation, cellular component: external side of plasma membrane. Lineage: Eukaryota; Metazoa; Chordata; Mammalia; Carnivora; Mustelidae. Bases 155 to 970 code for a protein of 271 amino acids. The record is from RefSeq and is a predicted model, not a curated record. The transcript has 8 exons. Gene Ontology annotation, biological process: natural killer cell inhibitory signaling pathway; negative regulation of signaling receptor activity. Gene Ontology annotation, molecular function: signaling receptor regulator activity; protein phosphatase binding.
AUUUAAUGGAGGAAGUUAAGAAAGAUAAGAGAUGUGUGUGGAGAUCAUUGAACUUAGUCACCACAUGCAUAGAUCAUGCCACGGGAACAGCUUCUGUGAAGUUCAGUGAGACAUGCACCACACCCAGUGACCAACAGUGCUGUAUUUGUUCAGUAUGCCUGAAGAAGUGACUUACGCGACUCUCAAAUUUCCAAAUGCUUCCCAGGUGAAGACAUCCCAGGAGAGCUACAGUCUCAAGAGAGCAGACAAUCAUGAAGUUCCUGAAAUGGAAAUGGAUGGCGAAACUGAAAACAGAGCAGGGGGAGUUGAGAGCACACCUGAGACGGCAGAGAGCAGAGCUGUGGCCGGACAUAGCACUCGGUCAAAAGUAUGGUGCACUGUUGCUUUCAUUUCGUUGACUGUGAACCUGGUGGUGCUGGCUGGACUGGGGACACUGGGCCUGAGGUAUUAUUGGAAACUCAUCUUCAACAACAGAACAACAAAUGAUAUUGAACAAAGCAAUAUACAACAGUUGGAAGAAAAUUUAAUGCUAUGCAUGAAUAUGUAUAAUAAUGUCUCAAAUGGGCUUAUCAUUUUUGAAAAUAUGACACAAAACAUUUUAAAAGAGCUGACAAACUUUACGUCAGAAUACUGUGAAGAGUUAAUGAAGAAGGAAAAAGAUGUUCAAUUUCACUCAUGUUUGGAAUCAUGGAUGUGGUAUGGAAAUGGAAGCCAAGGUCAUGCCCAGAUGAAUACGGACAGUGUUCUUUCGAUGUUUUCUCCUUUCAAGAAGACAAACUGGGAAGAAGGAAGGGUUUUAAAAUUUUGCAUUGUGACCUUCACAGAUUUGACACUUGCUGAAAACAGCAAAGUUAAAAACACGACAAUGGGACACACACCAAAUACAACUCAACUCCUGGAAACAAGCAGGGUUACAGAAAGUACCCAAAGGUCCAGAGAUGGGGACAGUGUCAUUCAUGAUGGGCAUUAAGGAGGGCGUGUGAUGUGAUGAGC